AUUUCCUUCCUCUGAAGUGUGAUGCCUGUGGGGAAGUCUUCUGUAAAGAUCACAUCCGUUAUGAUGACCACAAGUGUAGCUCUGCCUACAAGAAAAAUGUGCAGGUUCCAGUGUGUCCACUCUGUAAUGCACCUAUCCCGGUUCAGAAGGGGGAAAUACCAGAUAUUGUGGUUGGAGCCCACAUGGAUAAGGACUGCAAAUACAAUCCAGCACAGCAAAAGCAAAGGAUCUUCACAAACAAGUGCUUAAAGCCGGGCUGCAAAAGGAAAGAGAUGAUGAAGGUAGUUUGUGAACAGUGCGGUGGCAACUUCUGCAUAAAACAUCGGCAUCCUCUGGAUCACAACUGUAAAGGGAGCAGCCAGCCCACCUCCAAGGCAGGAUACGCAGCUCUGAUGAGAGCCUCUCAAACUGCCUUCAAGCCAACAGGAGCCAUUGGAGUGCCAUCUAACGGGAGCCGUCAGCACAACAGGUAUAAGCUGUAGAAUGAGAAAAGGCGAACAGGCUUAUUUAAAAAUAGUCUUGUGUCAACAUGAUGUAGGAGUGCCACUGUCAUACCACUGACUGCUCUAGAGCUGGUAGUUGACCUUUGA
This is a messenger RNA of Antrostomus carolinensis (chuck-will's-widow), 590 nucleotides long. RefSeq names its product AN1-type zinc finger protein 2A. Gene Ontology annotation, molecular function: zinc ion binding. NCBI's taxonomy places the organism in Eukaryota, Metazoa, Chordata, Aves, Caprimulgiformes, Caprimulgidae. Gene Ontology annotation, biological process: protein targeting to ER; proteasome-mediated ubiquitin-dependent protein catabolic process. The record is from RefSeq and is a predicted model, not a curated record. The transcript has 4 exons. The annotation marks the transcript as partial. Gene Ontology annotation, cellular component: cytoplasm; endoplasmic reticulum.